CAGCGCGGAUGCGUAGGCCCGCGCGUCUGAAGUGCCGUCCUUGUACUAUCUUGGUUUCGUCGCGGCCCCAUUCGUGAUCAUCGAUUUGAGGUGUUGGCGUAUCACAGAGCUCUCGCAAAGAUGGCGGACAUGCUGAGCGCAGCCACCGACGGCGGCCACCUGGUCAAAAUGGAGGUGGACUACAGCUCGUCGUGCGACGAGAAGAUCCCACUAUUCAAGAAGAUGGCUGCCGAUGGCCGACUGCAGGACGCCAUCAAUGGACUGCUGGCACUGGAGAAGCAGACGCGCACGGGCGCCGACAUGCACUCCACCAGCCGCGUGCUGGUGGCCAUCGUGCAGGUGUGCUUCGAGGCCGGCGACCUGCAGCAGCUCAACGAGAGCAUCAUCACACUCACCAAGCGGCGCAGCCAGCUCAAGCAGAGCGUCGCCAAGAUGGUGCAGGAAGCCUGCACCUACGUGGACAAGCUGACGGACAAGGAGCAGAAGCUCAAGCUGAUCGACACGCUGCGCACGGUGACAGAGGGGAAGAUAUACGUGGAGAUUGAGCGCGCUCGCCUGACGCACAAGCUGGCCAUGAUGAAGGAGGCCGACGGCGACAUUGUAGGCGCCGCCGACAUCCUGCAGGACAUGCAGGUCGAGACGUACGGCAGCAUGGAGAAGACUGAGAAGGUUACCCUGAUUCUGGAACAGAUGCGGUUAUGUCUGCUGAAAAAGGACUACAUUCGCACCCAGAUCAUUGCCAAGAAAAUAAAUAUCAAGUUCUUUGAAGCUCCAGACACACAUGAAUUGAAAAUGAAGUAUUAUAAUUCAAUGAUAGAGCUGGAUCAGAAUAUUGGAACCAGCAUAGCCAUCUGCAAACACUACAUGGCGAUCUACAACACGCCCUCCGUACAAGCUGACGAGGCGAGGAAGACGACGGCACUGCGGCACGUGGUGCUGUACCUGGUGCUGGCCUCCUACGACAACGAGCAGUCGGACCUCACCCACCGGCUUCUGCAGGACAAGACGCUCGAGCUCAUCCCCACGUACAGGUCGUUCGUGGAGCUGUUCACGAACGCGGAGCUGAUCCGGUGGGCGGCGCUGGUGCAGAUGUACGAGGCGCCGCUGCGGCGCGGCGCGCCAGACGCCCCGGCCACCGACGUGUUCGCCGACACCGAGGCCGGCAACCAGCGCUGGGAGCAGCUCAAGAAACGCUGCGUCGAGCAUAACAUUGACGUGAUGUCGCGGUACUACCGGCGCGUGCGUCUCUCGCGGAUGGCGCAGCUGUUGGAGCUCUCGGAGGCCGAGGCCGAGGAGUUCCUCUCGCAGAUGGUGGUGAGCGGCGCCGUCCAGGCCAAGACCGACCGGCUGGAGGGCAUCGUCUCCUUCAUCAAGACGAAGGACCCCACGGACAUCCUGACCGAGUGGUCGUCGGGCAUCUCGUCCCUCAUGCUGCUCGUCACGAAGACCACCCACCUCAUCAACAAGGAGGAGAUGGUGCACAAGCACCUGCUGCCCACCGCCGACUGAGCGCCGCGGCGGCGGGAUCGGCUGGACUCGCUGCUGAUGCCACACCAAGGAGCGCGGAGCACUGGCGCGGGCCGACGCCACCUGAAGUCCCGGCAUGGCGCGACGCGUGACGCGUGACGCCGCGCCGAUGGCGUGAGGCGUGACUGGACGGCGUGCGACGUGACGGGACGGCGUCGGACUGAGGUGCGGAGGGUCGUGACCCGGUGGCCCCACGCCCGCCUGCGGUGACCUGCGGAUGAUCUGCCGGCCGAGACCUGGACCGUGCUCGAGGCUGGUGCUGGUGCUCCGGCCCACGCGCUCAUUCGAAGUGGGUUCGGUCGGAACAUGUGUCGAAGCGUUUAGGUGUGGUUAAAUACAGACAUUGUACAACCCUGG
Molecule: messenger RNA, 1884 nt
Organism: Pollicipes pollicipes
Lineage: Eukaryota; Metazoa; Arthropoda; Thecostraca; Pollicipedomorpha; Pollicipedidae
Gene: Rpn5
Product: regulatory particle non-ATPase 5
Exons: 11
Coding region: 121-1509 (462 amino acids)
Cellular component (GO): proteasome regulatory particle, lid subcomplex; cytoplasm
Source: RefSeq, a predicted model, not a curated record